This is a messenger RNA of Solea solea (common sole), 1297 nucleotides long. RefSeq lists its product as uncharacterized. Gene Ontology annotation, cellular component: intracellular membrane-bounded organelle; mitochondrial outer membrane. The transcript is spliced from 3 exons. Gene Ontology annotation, molecular function: 2 iron, 2 sulfur cluster binding. Gene Ontology annotation, biological process: regulation of autophagy. Bases 113 to 487 code for a protein of 124 amino acids. The record is from RefSeq and is a predicted model, not a curated record. NCBI's taxonomy places the organism in Eukaryota, Metazoa, Chordata, Actinopteri, Pleuronectiformes, Soleidae.
AUCUCAGCGCGGCGCUGCUGCUGGUUGUCGGACUGUGAGUUCAGUAACGCUAACGGUUGACCUUGUUGUCGAGUGCAUAACACGAACAGCAGCACACCGACCAGGAGAAAGUAUGACAACCCCAGGUUUACCUGCCAUGCCAGUGUCUUCUACACCCGCUGUGCCCAGCGCGGGUUUCAGGUUCACGAAAGAGCAUUUGGUGGUCGCGGUGCCGGUUGCCGUGGUUGCAGCUGUCGGGGGCUUUCUAGUCAGCCAUUACCUGUCAUCUGGACGGAGCUGUAAAAAGGGACAGGUGAACACGACUGUGAGCAAAGACAGUCCCAAAGUGGUCCACAGCUUUGACAUGGAGGACAUCGGCACCAAGGCCGUGUACUGCCGCUGCUGGAAGUCAAAGAAGUUCCCGUACUGUGACGGAGCCCACGCCAAACACAACGAAGCGACCGGGGACAACGUGGGGCCCCUCAUCAUCAAGAAGAAGGAUGCUUAAACCCACUAAUCUCAGACCUCUCUCUACGCCUCAUACCCCCCCUCCCAGUUUUUCCACUGUGCUGUCCUCUCCACUGGUAUACUCAGAGCCCACAAUAGAGACUCUUAAUGCUGCAAAUAGUCUACAUUUUGAUCUCAGUUUUUCAACCCCAUUUCUGCAUCAGAUGACAUGACAUGAGAAUCGCAGGUCGUUAGAGGAGCGACAUCAGCAGUGUCAAACAGGGAGGUGCUCUGUUUGACACUGUCACGUUUUGAAGUAUUAACAAAGUAUUUUGGGCAAAAUUGUUUCCACCCCCGACACCAGUAGAGUAUUUCAGUGGGUGGACAUUGUAUCCUCACGCCUGGUGUCUCCCUUUCUUCCCCACUCCUCCAGGUGUGGAGCAGGUGGUUGAGACAUAAUGACCUGGCAGCUCUUUGCCUCAGUCAGCCCAGGGUUUCAUUGAAAUUCAGCACAGGACUUAUAUUCAAAUCAGCAGCCCCGUGACUAAACACACACACACACACACAAAUAAAUGUUCCAUGUUUUGAUUUCUGCUCAUAUUAGAGGAAGCUUGUCAGUUACUGUUUCCUCUGCACUGAUCAGAGGAAGCAGAAGUUUAGUUCUGUCUUAAAUGAAAUAAUCACGUCUUGUCUUGAGAGGUGUUAAAACACCUAUCGGCUACUGGUGACCAGGUAACAUUGUAUUCAAUCAUCUGUGUAUCAAAGGAUAUAUUUUGCUUUUUCAUUAGAUUAAUUUUCUACUGGCUGCAGUGUGUCUGACUUGAUUAUUUGUGGUUUAUGUAUAUUGUGAAUAAAACUUGUUGAUUGCUCA